CAGUUGGUGAGAUUGGUCUGUAAGGGUGAAGCAGCACUUUCGAGCCCAUUUCCAAUGGCACGUGGGAGAAAAAAGAAAAUAUGUUGAGUUUACAGUUAAGUUAUUGUCACUUAAUGUAGUGAAUAAUGAUAAUAUAGGAUAAUAGUUGUAAAUGUAAAGUUUUAGUGCAGCUUUGAGAGCGGCAUGAUUCGCGUCACUUGUGGAUGUCAUUGUGUUGUUAUUGAACAUGUGGAGACGAGCGCUCAGAGGAGGUCCCGCUUUUAUCGGGUUGAGGAGUGGCGGAACAAAGGCGCCGUGGGGUUUCCAUGGCCCACGUGCAUGCAGCGCUCCAGCCUUGCCUGCUGAUCGCAUCACUGUUCUCCAGGCAGUCGACUUCUGGACCAAGCAGUUUGAGGGAAAAGGUGUGUCGGAGCCAGAGCUGUCUAGCCGCUACAUCACCGCAUAUCUGCUGGGCGCUAAAACGAUGGAAAGUCUUGAGCAACAGAGGUUAAAAGAGUUUCUUAGCAAAGAGGAAACGGAUCGGCUGUGGGAGCUUUGCACGCGGCGUCUGUCUAGAAUGCCAGUGCAGUAUGUCAUUGGAGAGUGGGACUUCAGAGACCUGACCCUCAAGAUGAGGCCUCCUGUCUUCAUACCAAGACCAGAAACAGAGGAGUUGGUUGAACUUGUGCUAACAGAUCUACAGAGACUACUUGGAUGUGGAGACACAGUCUUAGAGGUUGGAUGCGGUUCUGGGGCCAUUUCUGUUAGUCUGCUGAAGAGUCGGCCACAGCUCAAAGCGUUAGCCUUGGAUCGAAGCCAGGAAGCAGUGGACUUAACCAGGGAGAAUGCACUAAGGUACGGGGUUCAGGACAGAUUACAGGUUCACAAUAUUGACGUAAUGAAAGAUGCAGAUACUUUGCUGGGCCUCAGUGGCUCAGCCGCAGUUUUAGUCAGUAACCCUCCUUACCUGUUUUCACAAGACGUGGCAACCCUGCAACCUGAGAUCUUAAGAUUUGAAGACCGCUCAGCUCUGGAUGGAGGUGAAGACGGCCUGAAUGUAAUAAAGCAGAUUUUGACGCUGGCGCCUCGUAUUCUGCAGAACCAAGGUCGUGUUUACUUGGAGGUGGAUCCCAGACACCCGCCACUCAUCCAGCAGUGGGUGGAGGUGAACGUGGACAGUCUGCAGUAUAUUGAAACCCGAAACGACAUCUGUAGCAGACCACGGUUCUGCAUCCUUCAAAACGAGGCCCGAAAGCCGGAUCAGGAUUGAGAGAGUGAGAUCCUUUAACCCCGGCUUGAGUUGUCACCGCCGUCUGGGCUCGCCAAGCGGGCCACCAUGCUGCCUGCGCUCUCAAAAUCCACAAUCUGGAACCAGUCACACAUCCCCGCUGCACUUUAAGGCCAAUAAGAGUCGUCACCACACCCUGCUCUCACAAUAUUACACACGGUGCGAUGGCACCGAGGCGAGCUCAAAGCUGAAGGUAAUUACCGAAGCUUUUCUUAGAAUCCCCCCUCUCAGAAGCUCACCCUCCUCCCUGGAAGCGCUCAGCAGUUCUGUGAAUCGGCUGAUGAGCGGUCCUCCCCUCUGCCCGUCCACCCGCUGACUCAGACCGCAUGCGUCGCUUGCACAAGCGUGACCGUUACUUCCUCGCAAAAUCUGCGCCUCGUUACAAAUUUCGACCCGAAAACACCUCUUUUUGUCUCAUAAUAGCUGUCACGGCUAUUUUUUCUUUUUUUUUUUUGCAAGGGGAAAAAAAUGAUGGAAAAUUAUGUUCCAGUUGUUUAUUUUUUAAUAAAAAAAAGUGUACACAUGUAAAAGUUACAAAAAAUUUUUGCUGAAAAAAAAAAUAAUAAAAUGGCAUAAAAGAAGUCAUCAGUGGAAUUAGUUAUUUCCCCUCCGCAGGAACAGUAUUUACAUCCAGAACUAGCAAGAUUAGAAAAAAAAA
This is a messenger RNA of Oryzias melastigma (Indian medaka), 1925 nucleotides long. It is a transcript of the gene hemk1, whose product is annotated as HemK methyltransferase family member 1. Bases 227 to 1249 code for a protein of 340 amino acids. Gene Ontology annotation, biological process: protein methylation. Lineage: Eukaryota; Metazoa; Chordata; Actinopteri; Beloniformes; Adrianichthyidae. Gene Ontology annotation, molecular function: nucleic acid binding; protein methyltransferase activity. The record is from RefSeq and is a predicted model, not a curated record. Gene Ontology annotation, cellular component: mitochondrion. The transcript is spliced from 11 exons.